Messenger RNA from Echinostoma caproni, 579 nucleotides. Lineage: Eukaryota; Metazoa; Platyhelminthes; Trematoda; Plagiorchiida; Echinostomatidae. The record is from the annotation of a GenBank genome assembly.
GAUUCUACUUGCCAGAAUCAGAAUGGUGUGGUAGAUCCCAAUCAGGCAGCCAUAUACGAUCCGGUUGAGGAGAUGAGCAAAAUGGAGGAAUAUGCCAUCGAUCCACCGCUCCUUCUUGCGCCAUGGCAACGUCGCUAUCGAUUUGUAUGUCAAGCGGGCUUAGUCACGGAAUGUCGUGCACAGCUUCAGGAAACACAUGAUAUUUCCAAAUGGACAGACGAAGAGAAACAGAUAUUCCGUGAACGAUUUUUGGCAACACCGAAAAAUUUCCCAAGUAUUGCCAGUUUCCUGGAAGGAAAGUCUGUUGCAGAAUGUAUCCGGUACUACUACUUAUCAAAGAAGACCGAGGGAUAUAAGCAGCUACUGAAAAAGCAUACUGCUCGUCGACGUCGUGCUGCUCAGUCAGAUCGCACUGGUGGCGGAGGUGGAGGUGGAGGUAACACCGGUGCUGGUACUGGAGGUUCCGGUGGCACGAAUUCACACAUGCCCAACUCAUCUGGCCCUAACACGUGGGAACAACUGCGAUGGUUAGAACUGGUCCCUUUGGCCCCAAAUGUACACCUUUGGUCACCUUGGUGA